Molecule: messenger RNA, 3349 nt
Organism: Cydia splendana
Lineage: Eukaryota; Metazoa; Arthropoda; Insecta; Lepidoptera; Tortricidae
Product: regulation of nuclear pre-mRNA domain-containing protein 2
Exons: 17
Coding region: 392-3034 (880 amino acids)
Biological process (GO): mRNA 3'-end processing
Molecular function (GO): RNA polymerase II complex binding
Source: RefSeq, a predicted model, not a curated record
AUUGAAUUUUACUUUAUCUGUGGGCGCCUCCAUUGGAGAAAAUGGCGGUUGUUGUAUAGUAAAAAUGGUUAAUCAAAUGAUCAUGUUUCUUUGACCACAUUUCUACAGCCUCGCUAUUUAGAAUACCAUAAAGUAUUUAUUUAUCAUUUCUAGGCAAAAUCAGUUUCUCUGAUACGCUAAUAGUUGCUUGUGACGGAGUUAUAGUUCAACGCCAUAACGCGGUUUUCGGCGGCGUUUUGUUAGUGAAUAAUAUUGAUAAGUGAACAAAUGUGUAGUUACUCGUGUAGUAAACAUGCCUUAAUUAUAUUUAGAGACACUGGUGUGAAUGUUCUUCAAUAACACUUUAAGAACCCCAGUGAUUUGUCAGUAAAAGUAAUGAACUUAGUUUACAAUGGGUGAAACGGAAGAAUUUAAUACGCUAACCUUUGAGAAGAAGCUUUUGCAGUUGAAAGACACUCAGGAGAGCAUCCAAGGGUUGUCAUCAUGGUGCUUGAAGCAAAGAGCGCACCACAAGAAGAUAGUGGCAAGCUGGUUGAAUGUGCUGAAGCGAGUGAAGGUGGAACAGAGACUCACGCUAUUCUAUCUGGCGAACGAUGUGAUCCAGUACAGCAAGAGGAAAAACUACGAGUUCGUGGAAAGCUGGGGCCUCAAUUUGCAGAAAGCUACUCCGCUUGUGAGAGAAGAGAAAGUUCGCCAAAAGAUUCUUCGGAUAUUUAAAAUCUGGGAGCAGAGAUCUGUGUACGAUGAUGAGUUUCUCUCGGACCUGACCGGGCUGUUGAGUGCUGGCGCUGUUAAAAAGACUGAUGAUGAGGCUUUGGACUUUCAACCUCAACAACUAGUAAAUAAAAUAAAGCAAUGCGCAGUAUUGGAGGCAGACACAGACCUGAGGUUGAAAUAUAUCCAUGAGAGCCAUCUGCAACUGUCCGAUGCUGAUGCCUUAUGUGCUAAUCUUAAGGAAACUAUAUCAGAAGAUAAAAGUAAUAAAGAGGAUGUGGAAAAGGAGCUAAAUGAGGGCAUAGGAUGCGUGGAGAGGUACACCCAGGCCCUACAGAGGGAGAUAGUUGCCCGGGAAGCCUUAUUGGCACUCCUGUCGUCUGCUAAUCAGUACUAUUCUACUCAGAGAGGUGAAGUCAAAGUGGUUGCUUAUGCGUACAAGAAUUUCGGAGCCCGCGUGCGAGCCCUAAAACGGAAGCUGGACGAGCUAAUACCAACCCUACCUAGCGCCGCCCCUUCCCCCCCGCAGAGAGACGAGGACGUACCCUCACCUGGGCCUGAUGAAGAUCUGGAUCUGCCCAACGCGGGCGACGAGGAUAUUGAUGUGUCCUACAACAUCGACAAGACAUUCAACACGUCGCUGUCAGCGGACGGCUCACUGUACAACAUGGGUCUGUCGUCGUUCCUCAACUCUGACAACGCGCUCGCGUUGUUCAACGAGAGUCCUCCUAGCGCGCCCAACGUCAAUAGUGCCAAUAAAAUCGAAGUGAUAAAUUCGCGGCCGAGCGAGAACCAAGACUUCAAUAUCAACGAUUUCCUGAAAACGUUGGUACCUAGUGAGAAUGCCGCUAAUUCAGAUAACAAUUCAGUAGCGAGCGGCACGAUGUCUCAAAAGUCUCAGGACGCGUUGCCGGGCUUAGACCUACUGUCGGACGGCGGCAACCCGCCACCACCAACCUCCUUCUAUGGCAGCAUACCUAACAAUAUUGUUUCAGAAGAGCCCGAACCUUACCGGCCCGAGGCGCCGCAAUGGAAUAACAACUCAUGGAACAUGGUUCCGGCGCCUGUCCCCGUGCCAGUGCCGGUGCCGGCUCCGCUGCCCGUGCCGCUGCCGCUGCCGCUGCCGCUGCCGGCGGGCGCGCGCGCGCUGCCGGCGCCGCCGCCGCCGCCGCGCGCCUUCGCCGAGGCGCCCGAGUCCCCGCCGCACGCGCCCGUGCUCAUACCCGAGAACCCGGUGUAUCCUAGGCCGGCGCCGGUGCCCGCGCCGCCGUGCGUGCUGGUGGACCUGUGCGAGUCGCCGCCGCACGAGCCCGUCAUUAUACCGGAGAACCCCGUCUAUCCGAGGAAUAUCCCCCAAGUCAAAGACAUUCCCCCCGCGGACGUGGACCACCGAGGCAUCCUCCCUCCGCCACCGCCACCACCGGCUCUACCUAUUAUGGGUCACAUGGAAGAUGUAGACCACAGGCUACUUCCCCUGCCGCCGCCUCCCAUGCCCGUCACGACCACGCCGAGCCGGCACCCGGUGCAACAAGACGCAGAUUAUAUACCGUUUGCCGGUGAGAUCGACUUGAAAGACUUUUUUAUGGACGUGGACCACCGGAACCUGAUCUCGCUCACGCACCAGGCGCCGCGCGCGGCUGCGCCCCGCCAGGUGGCGCCACCUAUCAACUUAGAUCAAGACUACAGAGUGCCGCCGAUGGUGCCCCCGACGGACAUCGUGGAGAGCGUCGACAUGGAUCUGUCCGAGGACGAGGACCAGCAAGGCAUGUUCCCCAGCCAACCCGUGAACGACCGCCGCAACAGCUUCAACAACAACAAAGUGCUCGUCGGCGGCGACAACGGCAAGCAACACAACCUGGUGCGCAUCAACAGCUCCUCCAGCGACCGCGACCCCCGCGCCCCCAGCCCGCCAGGGCCCCGCCCCCCGCACUCCGCGCCCGCGCGCCCCCUGCAGAACCCCUUCGACAACAUGCCGCCGGACCUCAAAUACAACAUGCCCUUCCAAAAGUACCCGCAGGACUACGACGACAGGAACGCGGACUACGACAACAGAAACACGGACUAUGACGACCGAAACACGGAGGAGGGCGACGCGUACGAGGAGGACCUCCGGAGCCGGGGCCUCGAGAACCCCAACAUGAGGAACCCCUCCCCGCCCUACGAGGAGUUCAGGGAGGAGUGGAACGGGCCCAGGUUCCCCAACAACAGGUACCCCCGGAACUGGACCCCUCGAGACAUGAGGCCGAGGUUCAGUCCGCAGCAGUUCCGCGCGAGGCCGCCGAGCCGGUGGCCGGGCCCGCGGCCGCCGAGGUUCUGGUGAUAGUGCCGCACCGCGUGGUAGACGUUCCUUAAACUUUUGGCGCGAGUUUUAGCCGCGUUUUUGACGGUUGCGAGUAAAACGUUUGUGAGAUGUUUAAGUAUUGAGCGAAAUGAUCUAUAUAUUUUGAAUCAGUGAAAACCGGUGUUAUUGUUGUGUAUUUAAAAUUACAAUGCGAUGGUUGUCAAAGAAAUUUAAUUCGCCUUGCGCCGAAUGCGGCCUUAUUAGGCUGCUAUGUCAUAUUUUAAUUGAGAUUAGUUGCUGACGUUACAAAACGGUCAAAACGUAUCCUCCCAAAGUCAAAAAAAAUCUACAAGU